Trichoderma asperellum CBS 433.97 is the source of this 642-nucleotide messenger RNA. The record is from RefSeq and is a predicted model, not a curated record. Lineage: Eukaryota; Fungi; Ascomycota; Sordariomycetes; Hypocreales; Hypocreaceae.
AUGGCUGCAGCUGGAGGGAGUACGAAUAUAAUCCAACUUAUUUUAAGCAAUAGUAUAGUGAAAUCCGAGCUGAGAAGCACUGAGGAUCUUUCUACACUAGACCAAGGAGACAACAAGCUACAAACACCACUGAUCAUAGCAGCUAGUAUGGGCCAUGUGGAAGCUACGAAGCUCUUGCUUCAAUACAGCGCAAAAGUCUCCAUCCAGGAUGACGCUGGCAAGACCGCGUUACACUACGCAGUUCUAAUUGCGGGACAGCUGCUCAUCGUACAGUAUCUUUUGCGUGAGAAACGUAUUUCUCCAGACAGCGAGUGGCAAGGCCUGCGACCACUAUGCCAGGCGUCUGCAAAAGGACAUAUAGAAGUCGUACGCGCUCUCUUGAGAUCUAGAGCCUCAGUAGGUAUAGCAGACGAGCAGCGAAAAACACCUUUACACCACGCAGCCGAGAAUGGAAUGUACACGGUUGCCAAGACACUCCUCUUCCAAGAUGCUAACGUCAACGCCCCGGAUAUGAACAGAGAAACUCCGCUGCAUAGUGCAGCGAAGAGCGGGAAUACCAGCAUGAUCGAGCUUUUACUGGAAUCUAAGGCAAACGUCGAGGCAUGCUCACGGACCAAAGAGACGCCGCUCCACUUGGCCGUU